AUGGACACCUCCCCCGACGACCUAUAUCCAGCAGCGCUGUCGUACGACAAUGACACCGCAUAUGAGGAGCAACUUCCUACCGCUGAAGAACAGGCCUCGCUGGCGAAACGGAUUGGCCAGACCAAAGUCUACCUUCUCUCUGAAAGCGUUGCGAGGGCGGGCAGCAAGCGCAAACACGAAGAGGAUUCUGCUAUGGACGACGAGGUCGACAUGGAAGAAGACACAACAUCUCGCGGGAACGCGCUGCUCCUUGGUGGCUCGCCCAUUGCCAGCCUCCCGACGGCUGGUUUGUUCGCCUAUGCGACACACUUUGACUCUCAUCCAUUAGGCUUGGAAUGGGUUGACGACGAGCAUUGCGUUUUCGUAUUCGACUCGAAAGCCGCUGCUCGGGCUGCUUACCGACUUCUGCAAAAGCACAUUACGGAGGAACCCGAUACGGAUGGGUUCGUCACUGCUAAACCCAUUCCUGUCGCUAUCUGGCCACCCGAGGACCGCAUAAAUCGUAGUCUCGGCAAGGGAGAAGGACUGAAGGGUGUGAUACGCAUGCGCUGGGCCCUCCCCGAAGAUGUCAAGAAGCGUGGCGCACGGCAACAGAGUCAAUUCUACAAGAAACAUGGUUGGGGAGCUGGGAAGGAGUCUAAUCAGGACCCAACCAACUUGGAAUACCCCGCCUCCAAGCGGAGAAGACGUGGUAGCAGUGUCGAGAUUGAUCGCGAGCAAGUACGAGCCGCUCUAGACGCCGAACUUGAUGAGUUUAUUCGUGCGGACGACGAGCCAGAGCCAGAGCCAGAGCCGGAACAAGAGCCAGUGUCAAAAAUGCGGUCGGAUUUUAUCGCAUCAGACGGCCGAACCUUACUUCAGCGCACUUCGGUCCUUCGCCUCCAACCGAAUUCGCUCGAAUCACGCCUUACCGCACCUCUGCCUCGUAGAGUGAGAGGGACGAUGUAUGCUGAUGCUCUGGAGGAUAGAGGCCACAGAACCGGUGAUGAUGAUUCGGGUCGACUCCGACAAGAAGUGGACGCACAACGCUCCGAUUCGCGCAGGAAUGGUACUCGCAGUCGCAAUGGAGGUAGCUCUAGGCGAGAUGGAACUCGUCGGAAUGGCCGUGGUAGCGAAAGGGAGCGUCACAGUCGGAACGAGCGGCCAACAGUCACCAGAGAAGAUUUGGAUGCUGAAUUGGACGCAUUUUUAGAGGCUAAAGAUUGA
Molecule: messenger RNA, 1206 nt
Organism: Mycena indigotica
Lineage: Eukaryota; Fungi; Basidiomycota; Agaricomycetes; Agaricales; Mycenaceae
Exons: 4
Coding region: 1-1206 (401 amino acids)
Molecular function (GO): RNA 7-methylguanosine cap binding; mRNA binding
Source: RefSeq, a predicted model, not a curated record